AUGGUCUCCUUCAAGCUAUUCGGCGGUCAGAUCCAAGACUGCAUUGCCCAAGUUCCCCCUCAGACAAUCAAAGACGUCAAGACGGCACAGGAGAACGUGCGCAAGUUCGCCGAGGUUCGGCGUGCCAGCAUCAAGAAUGUCGAGGUUGAGAUCCAACCGGGUGUCUUUCUGGGACACAGAAAGAAUCCCAUCAACAAACCGGGCGCAUACAUCCCUGGAAGCCGGUAUCCUCUACUUGCGUCUGCGCACAUGACCAUUACCACAGCCAAGGUCGCUGGAGUAAAGCAAGUCAUUGCCUGCACGCCGCUCAUCCAAGGGAAACUUCCGAAUGCCACUAUCUCCGCUGCUCAUUUUGCGGGAGCCGACGAGAUAUUUGUCAUUGGCGGCACGGAAGCCAUCGCUGUCAUGGCCAGUGGCACAGAGACGAUCAAAAAGGUUGACUUUACUGCCGGGCUUGGGGAUUACUUUGCCGCUGAGGCGAAGAGACUCCUCUUUGGAGAGAUUUGA
Molecule: messenger RNA, 507 nt
Organism: Fusarium falciforme
Lineage: Eukaryota; Fungi; Ascomycota; Sordariomycetes; Hypocreales; Nectriaceae
Product: Histidinol dehydrogenase
Exons: 2
Coding region: 1-507 (168 amino acids)
Biological process (GO): L-histidine biosynthetic process
Cellular component (GO): cytoplasm
Molecular function (GO): NAD binding; histidinol dehydrogenase activity; metal ion binding
Source: RefSeq, a predicted model, not a curated record